Messenger RNA from Anopheles stephensi (Asian malaria mosquito), 1253 nucleotides. RefSeq lists its product as uncharacterized. The record is from RefSeq and is a predicted model, not a curated record. Lineage: Eukaryota; Metazoa; Arthropoda; Insecta; Diptera; Culicidae. Bases 1 to 972 code for a protein of 323 amino acids. The transcript is spliced from 4 exons.
AUGCGGACUGAUGGAAGCUUGUCCAAAAAACGCCGUCAGUACAUGGAACAGUUAGAACGUGAAUGGCAAGCGGAGCAGCAAGCCAACCUUCCGGGGCCAAGCGUUGUAUCCAGUGUACAAAGGCCGGAGCUGGAUGCUAACACUACUGGUCAAAGAGUUUCGGGCAAUCACACCGAGAAGAUCACUUUUAAUUCUUCGGGAGGUGUAGCAGGUGAUGAAAGAGGCGUUCAAUAUAGUUCCGUGGAUCAGGAAUCCGAUACGGAUUUCGACGUGCACGAGGACAACGAUUGUCAGGACGAUGUAGAAGAUAUAUACAUGGAGAGCGACACCACCUAUAGUUUCUUCGAUAACAUAGCGCUGGCAGAAGGGCUUCGUUAUAUUGCCGUCACGAAGAAUUUAUCGCGGUCAACCGUCAACAUGAUACUGGCCCUACUUCGAAGAAAACUAAAUGUGUUGCUGCCAACGGAUUCGCGCACCUUGCUGAAAACGCCUUCCCAAAUUUCCGUCGACGGAUUACCGCUUCAUAAUAGUUCGGCAAGGCAACUAUGGCCGAUUCUUAUGAAGGUUGAGGAACUGCCAGAAGCCCCGGUAAUGUUAGUUGGGACAUAUUGCGGAUACACCAAGCCGGACAACAUCGAGCAGUAUUUGCGGCCACUCGUGACGGAAAUAAAUGAACUGCAUGAGAGAGGUUUGAUGUUCGGCGAUAAAAUGGUGCAUACUAAACUAUGUAUGUUUAUCACGGAUUCACCUGCUCGCUGUUUUGUCAACGCUACCAUUAUCUUCGUUGGAAAACAUAGCUGCCUGAAAUGUUCCUGCGUUGGAGUGCACGAAGCGAACAAGGUAAUUUUUGUUGAUGUGGAUGCUGAGUUGCGUACAGAUGAAGGGUUCAGGAACAGGGAAGAUAGAGAGCAUCAUAAAAGUUGGCGAUCACCGUUAGAAGAUAUUAGCUGCUUUGAUUUGUUUCAAUUGUAGCAGAACGUUUACAUUUAUUAGAUAUCGGGGUAACAAAAAAGAUAGCAAGAGGUUUAGUAGAGCACAAUUUUUUAGAUUUUGGAAGAUGGACAGCCCAACAACACGAAAACGUGUCUGAUUUUCUAAUGUCAACACAGCUUCCGGUAGAAAUCAAUAGAAGAUUACGGCACGUUAAGUUUAUUAAGUAUUGGAAGGCAACAGAAUUCCGCACGUUUCUCCAUUACGUUUGUGUGGGAAAGAUUUUGUGUGGGAAAAAGCUUUUAAUCAUUUCCUGCUCUAUU